AUAAAAUUUUCCUUUAGAAAAGUUUAUAGUACUUUUCUCUUGAAAUUACUAUACAGUUCAACGUUAGAGGAAAUCCGAAGCCUUCGCCCCUAAAACCCUAAACCCUAAUUCUCUGUCUCGAAUCUCCAUCUAUAGUCUUGAGUUAUGGGGAAGAAGAAAUCAAGGAAGAUGGUAGAAAGUGACAGCGAUUUGGGAUUCGACAAUGACGUGAAUGAUAGGAUUAUGCAUGUGGAUAACGAUGAUGAUGACCAUUUGCGUGAUGAGGAUGACGACCAGGGUGAGGAUGAUUAUGAUGAUGUUGAUGAGGAAGAAGGCUCGGAGGAGGACGAGGAUGAGGGCUCUGAAGAGGAUGAGGAGAAAGGCUCAGAAGACGACACAGAAGAAGGUGUGCCUGAUGAUGAAGAUGUUCAAAAUGGCGAGGAGAUGGAAGAGCUGGAGAAAGAGUACAGAGAACUUAGAAACGAGGAGCAAGAUAUUUGGAGGAAUCUAAAGCACCACAAGGAUGAAGAUCUUCAAAAAGGUCAAGCUGUCAAAAAUCAAAGGGCUCUUUGGGACAAGACACUUGAAUUCAGAUUCUUGCUGCAAAAACCGUUCUCAAGUUCUAACAGGCUUCCCCAGGAACCAGUCAGGUCUUUAUUUUGUGACGCCGAUAGCAACAUCAGUGAAGCAUAUUCAGAUUUAAUUGCUUCUUCAAAGAAAACAUUGGAUUCUAUUCUGGAAUUACAGCAGGCACUUCUGGUGAACAAUCCAUCAAUUACUCAACUUGGAGAAGCUACUCCCAUGAGAGAUACGAAGCAACUACAAGCUUCUGGUAAUUCAAAUGGAGACAUUGAUGAAGAAUGGUUGCAGAUUUCACAGAUGCAAUCAAGAGUGGCUUCUUUUAGAAACAAAUCAAUUGAUAAGUGGCAGAGGAAGACCCAGGUGACAACCGGUGCCGCUGCUAUUAAAGACAAACUGCACGCCUUUAAUCAGAGUAUAAGUGAACAAGUGGCUGGUUAUAUGAGGGAUCCAAGUAAAAUGAUUAAGGGGAUGCAGCAGAAUAGAUCGGCUGUUGCUCUGUUUGGAAAUGUUCCACAUGCUACUGAGAAUAUCAAUAAAGAGGAGACUUAUGCAGAUGGUGACCCUGAACUUCUGGAUGAUUCAGAAUUCUACCAGCAGUUACUGAAAGAGUUCUUUGAGACAAUUGACCCAUCGUCAUCUGAAACGGCUUUCUACGCUCUGAAAAGAUUGCAAACCAAGAAAAGAAAAAUCGUUGACCGUCGUGCGUCAAAGAGUCGCAAGAUUCGGUAUCACGUUCAUGAAAAGAUUGUCAAUUUCAUGGCGCCGCGGCCCAUGGACCUCCCUCCCAUGGCCCCUAAAUUAUUUGAAAACUUGUUUGGCCUUAAAACCCGGAAGCCUGCCUCAGGGGCUUAACCAAGCAUUUGUAUACCUUAAGAUCUAGCAUCAUUUGUGGAAAUCCUGAGGUUAUACUGGGUUUCAUGGGUGAAUCUCCCCUCCAGGCUCCUUUAAGCUGAAAGCUAAUGCCAGAAUGUUGAUUGAGAAGCUGAAAGUUAUUUUUGCUUUCUGGUUUUCGUGUACUUAACACAUUCGCAAAUGGUCGAGUAGGGUGUGUUUGGCUCAGGGGUUAGAUCGAAACGAGAUUGUAUCAUGGAUGUUAGUUAAUCAAGUUAGUUAGCUACAUGUAGUCUGAUUUGAAUUUGAUAACUUUUGGAUACACCGAAUAAUACAAUUGUUGACUGGAUAACUAACAUUCUCUUUGGUGAUA
Sesamum indicum (sesame) is the source of this 1765-nucleotide messenger RNA. RefSeq names its product rRNA processing protein-like protein. The record is from RefSeq and is a predicted model, not a curated record. Gene Ontology annotation, cellular component: nucleolus; nucleus. Lineage: Eukaryota; Viridiplantae; Streptophyta; Magnoliopsida; Lamiales; Pedaliaceae.